CGAAAACAGGCUGAGCUCGCCUGCCCCUUCCUCCUCUUUCCUUGCAGCGCCUCUUCCGGGCUCCUCUCUCUCUCUGAUCUGGGCACACGACAAUACCCUGGAGCUCGGCUAGGACCCUGGUGUGAGAAAUGUUUGGAAUCUCUCAGCAGGAGGCCAGAGGCCUGGCCAGUGAGUCUUCUGAGAAGACAGAUGAGGAACCCUUGGAUUCCUAUGAAUUGGGUGAUCCUGUGGCCAGCUUCUCCCAGAUGAGCCCACACCUCUCUUCUCGAGGAAGCAUCAUCAAAUAUUUUCGGGAUGCAUCUGAGGAAGUGUAUAAGACCUACUGCUUGGAUAAGUAUGAUGAAGACAAGAACCCUAAUGGAAUCAUUAGUUUUGGCACUAGUGAAAACAAGCUCUGCUUUGACCUGCUGUCCAGUCGGCUGAAUCAGAGGGACAUGUGCCACAUCGAGCCUUCCUUGUUGCAGUAUCCCAGCUGGAAAGGACACAUGUGGCUUCGGAAUGAGGUGGCUGGAUUCCUGUCCCACUACUGCAAGGCCCCUGUUCCCCUCAAACCAGAGAAUGUGGUUGUAGUGAAUGGUUGUGCCUCCCUCUUCUCUAUCUUGGCCACAGUCCUGUGUGAUCCAGGGGAGGCUUUUCUGAUCUCCACUCCUUAUUAUGGGGCCAUCACUCAACAUGUGUAUCUCUAUGGGAAUGUUCGAUUGGUCUAUGCCCACCUGGACAGCAGGGUCACUGGCAUGGACAGCCACCCCUUCCAACUCACGGUCAAGAAGCUGGAGAAAGCCCUUCAGGGAGCCAAGUCUGAAGGAAUUAACGUCAAAGGCCUCAUUCUCAUCAACCCUCAAAACCCUCUGGGUUACAUCUACUCUCAGGAACAGCUGCAGGAGUACCUGGAGUUUGCAAAGAGGUAUGAGCUCCACGUGAUAGUGGAUGAGGUGUACAUGUUGUCAGUUUUUGACGAGUCCGCCAUGUUCCAUAGUGUCCUGGGCAUGGACAGGCUUCCUGAUCCCCAGAGGACCCAUGUGAUGUGGGGAACCAGCAAGGAUUUUGGCAUCUCAGGCUUUCGCUUUGGUACCCUAUACACAGAGAACCAGGAUGUAGCCAAUGCUGUGGCCUCCCUUGGUCGUCUGCAUGGCAUCUGUGGCACUGUCCAGUACCAGCUGAUGCAGCUGCUUCGGGACCGAGAUUGGAUCGACCAGGUAUACCUCUCUGAAAACCUUGCCCGACUCAGGGCUGCCCAUGCCUACGUCACGGAGGAGCUGGAGACCAUGAACGUCCCCUUCCUCAGGGCCAAAGCUGGUUUCUUUGUCUGGAUUGACUUGAGAAAGUACCUGCCCACGGGCACCUUUGAGGAGGAGUUCUCCUUGUGGCAUCGUUUCCUAGACCAUAAGGUAUUUCUGUUCUGUGGAAAGUCCUUUGAGUGCAAAGAACCCGGCUGGUUCCGCCUUGUUUUCUCGGACGAGAUGCACAGGCUGCAGCUGGGCAUGCAGCGGAUCCGUAAGGUGCUUGAGAAGGAGCCCCAGGUGGCCAAGACCCCUUCACUUGCCAGCCCCUGGAGAAGAGCAGUCAGUCUAGGGGAGGUGGCCUCUGAUUCACAGCCCAAGGAUGCUAAGUACGGGCAGGAAACAAGACUCCCUCACCUGUCUGAGUGGACGAGCAAAUGGCCACAGGGAAGCCUGGGGCGGCCGGGCCCUGGGUGAAAGGUUGAACUUUGGACUUUCUGUCACAUAUGAUACUCUUCUGUUUCUCCUUCUGCCCAAGCAGAAUGGGCAGGGAACUACCUGGCAAAGCAGACCUCCCUUCUCUCCCUGGGAACCCUGACCCCUUUCUUGAAACGUCAAAGCAAAAUAAAAGCUUUUUCUUUGAGA
Messenger RNA from Dromiciops gliroides (monito del monte), 1865 nucleotides. RefSeq names its product 1-aminocyclopropane-1-carboxylate synthase homolog (inactive) (gene ACCS). Lineage: Eukaryota; Metazoa; Chordata; Mammalia; Microbiotheria; Microbiotheriidae. Gene Ontology annotation, molecular function: transaminase activity; pyridoxal phosphate binding. The record is from RefSeq and is a predicted model, not a curated record. Gene Ontology annotation, biological process: biosynthetic process; amino acid metabolic process.